Molecule: messenger RNA, 4965 nt
Organism: Stegastes partitus (bicolor damselfish)
Lineage: Eukaryota; Metazoa; Chordata; Actinopteri; Pomacentridae
Product: roundabout homolog 1
Exons: 28
Coding region: 469-4965 (1498 amino acids)
Biological process (GO): axon guidance; Roundabout signaling pathway; axon midline choice point recognition
Molecular function (GO): axon guidance receptor activity; protein binding
Source: RefSeq, a predicted model, not a curated record
UGUUUUUAUUGUCCUUUUUUGUUGUUGUUGUUGUUGCACAAAGGAAGUAAAUGAUUUAAAUGAGCUCGCCUGGCUGAUCAGUGAGCGCAGCAACGGGAUGAAUUCAAAGAAAGGAUAGAGCUCCUUUACUUCUCUUUUAACACAUGCUGCCGCUCAGUUGGACUGAACUACUGGAACAGAGCAUGUGGUGACAUUUGGAGCUGUUUGGAACAGUUUCUUUUUCAUCUUUUUUCUUUUUUAACCCUUCUUCUCAUAUCAAGAAGCCAAAGCAAGCUGGUCUUGAGCUGCUCUUGGACUGUUUUUGCCUUUUUUUGUGACUCACAAACCAAAAUCUCUGUUGUUGUUUUUUUAUUUCUAAACUCUGGAUUCUGAGAUUUUGUUUUUUUUUGACAUGAAGGAGCGGAUGCCUAAAUUGCUUUUUGAAUAAUUUGGAUUACUCAAGAACAUUUCUCAUAAGAGAGACGUUGAAUGAUGUCUCCAACUUCAAUUGGAUUUGUAUUUCUGUUAGGAAUUCUCCAUGUGUGCUCAGGAUCCCGUCUGCGUCAAGAGGACACCCCACCCCGAAUUGUGGAGCACCCAUCUGACCUGAUUGUUUCCAAAGGGGAACCCGCUACUCUCAACUGUAAAGCGGAGGGGCGGCCAACCCCGACAGUGGAGUGGUACAAGGAUGGAGAGCGGGUGGAAACCGACCGGGACAAUCCCCGCUCGCAGCGCAUGUUGCUGCCCAGCGGCUCGCUCUUCUUCCUGCGCAUCGUCCACGGACGACGCAGCAAACCGGACGAAGGUUCUUACGUCUGCGUUGCUCGCAACUACCUGGGAGAGGCAGUGAGCCACAACGCCUCGCUGGAAGUAGCCAUUCUACGCGACGACUUCAGACAAAACCCUGCAGAUGUGAUUGUGGCAGCAGGAGAGCCGGCCGUCCUGGAGUGUCAGCCUCCGCGUGGACAUCCUGAACCCACCAUAUCAUGGAAAAAAGAUGGAACCAACAUCGACGACAGAGACGAAAGGAUCACUAUACGUGGAGGGAAGCUAAUGAUCACAAAUGCCCGGAAGACCGAUGCUGGGAAGUACGUGUGCGUCGGCACAAACAUGGUUGGAGAACGUGAAAGCGAAAUAGCAGAGCUGACAGUGCUCGAGCGUCCCAGCUUCGUGCGUCGCCCAGGUAGCCAGGUGGUGUUAGUGGACCAAAGUGUGGAGUUCAGGUGCGAGGCCCGUGGCGACCCAGUUCCCACUGUGCGCUGGAGGAAAGACGACGGUGACCUGCCCAAAGGAAGGUAUGAGAUCCGCGAGGACCACACCCUGAAGAUCCGCCGCCUGGCCUCGGCCGACGUGGGCUCCUAUACCUGCGUGGCGGAGAACAUGGUGGGCAAGGCGGAGGCGUCGGCCACGCUCACCGUCCACGUCGUGUCUGUGCCCCCAGCAUUUGUGGUAAGACCAAGGAACCAGGUGGUUGGAGUUGGCAGAACCGUCACACUCCAGUGUGAAGCUACUGGGAACCCACAACCAGCCAUUUUCUGGCAACGGGAAGGCAGUCAGAACCUGCUGUUCUCCUACCAACCUCCUCAACCCUCCAGCCGACUGUCUGUGUCUCAGACUGGCGACCUGACCAUCACUGAUGCCGAACGCUCAGACAUGGGAUACUACAGCUGCCAGGCCCUCAACAUAGCCGGCAGCGUGAUCACCAAGGCUCUGCUCGAGGUCACCGAUGUCGUGUCAGACCGCCCGCCGCCAGUUAUCCGACAGGGCCCGACCAACCAGACGGUGGCUGUGGACGGUACGGUCGUCCUCAACUGUGUGACAUCUGGUAACCCCACUCCCACCAUCCUGUGGAGGAAGGAUGGUGUCUUAGUGUCCACGCAUGACUCCAGGGUCAAACAGCUGGACACGGGUGCACUGCAGAUACGCUAUGCAAAGCUUGGUGACACUGGCACCUACACCUGCAUCGCCUCCACACCCAGUGGAGAGGCUUCAUGGAAAGCCUAUUUGGAGGUCCAAGAAUUUGGAGCCCCAGUCCAGCCAAACCGACCAACGGACCCAAACCUGAUCCCCAGUGCCCCUUCCAAACCUGAGGUCACAGAUGUUACCCGUACCUCCAUCACCCUCUCCUGGAAACCUAAUCUUAAUGCUGGAGCCACACCCACCUCCUAUAUAAUAGAGGCCUUCAGUCACGCAUCAGGGAGCAGCUGGCAGACCUUGGCAGAGCAUGUGAAAACUGAGUCAUUUGUACUGAAGGGCUUGAAGCCCAGCGCCGUCUACCUCUUCUUAGUACGGGCAGCCAAUGCCUAUGGGCUGAGUGAUCCCAGUCCUAUCACUGAUGCUGUGAAAACACAAGAUAUCCCACCGACUAGUCAGGGUGUCGACCAUCGACAAAUCCAACGGGAGUUGGGAGAAGUGGUUAUCCACCUGCACAACCCCACCAUUCUCUCCUCCUCGUCUGUCAGGGUGCAAUGGACAGUGGAGCAGCAGUCACAGUACAUCCAGGGCUACAAGGUGAUGUACAGGCCUUCACCGGAGGGGCUGCAGAGGAGCGAAUGGGCCGUGUUUGAGGUUCGAACCCCAGGGGAGGACAGCGCCGUCGUGCCGCAGCUCCGGAAGGGUGUCACAUACGAAUUCAAAGUCCGCCCCUUCUUCAAUGAAUUCCAGGGAACCGACAGUGAUGUCAAAAUUGGCAAGACGCUGGAGGAAGCCCCCAGCGCCCCUCCCCGUAAGGUUACAGUGACCGAGAGUGGGGACAAUGGGACUGCCAUUGUGGUCUCCUGGCAACCUCCUCCAGAAGAGGAGCAGAAUGGGGUGGUCCAGGAGUACAAGAUUUGGUGCUUGGGGAACGAGAGCAGGUACCACAUCAACCGUACGGUCGAUGGCUCCACCUUAUCCGUGUUGAUUCCCAGUCUGGCCCCAGGGAUCCGCUACAGUGUGGAGGUAGCAGCCAGCACCGGGGCGGGUCCCGGGGUCAAGAGCGAUAUCACCUUCUUCCAGCUUGAUGCAUCCGGGCGGAUGACAGAGACUGUGAGCCAGGAGAACCCGCUGUCCCAGCAGAUCUCAGAUGUAGUCAAACAGCCGGCCUUCAUAGCAGGCAUAGGAGCCGCCUGUUGGAUUAUCCUCAUGGUCUUCAGUAUCUGGUUGUACAGGCACCGCAAGAAAAGGAAUGGCCUGUCCAGCAGCUAUGCAGGCAUACGCAAAGUGCCAUCCUUUACUUUUACACCAACAGUGGCAUAUCAGAGAGGUGGAGAAGGUGUCAGCAGUGCCGGAAGGCCUGGUUUACUGAACAUUGGGGAAUCUGCCACUCAACCCUGGCUGGCUGACACGUGGCCCAACUCCUGCUCCAACCACAACGACUGCAGCAUCAACUGCUGCACUGCAGGCAACGGCAACAGCGACAGCAACUUGGCAACGUACAGCCGACCAGCCGACUGUAUCGCCAAUUAUAACAACCAGAUGGAAAACAAGCAGACCAACCUCAUGGUGCCAGAGUCAGGAGUCUAUGGGGACGUAGACCUGUCCAACAAGAUCAAUGAGAUGAAGACCUUCAACAGCCCAAACCUAAAAGAUGGCCGCUUUGUAGGUCCGGGGGGCCAGCCGACACCUUACGCCACCACCCAGCUCAUCCAGUCCUCCAUCCUGGGCAACAACAUAAACUCGGACAGAGGCACCGGAGGGAGCGGAGGCGGACUUGGGGGUGGAGGGGAGGUGAAUGAGAAACACUGCUGGAAGCCCACCUCGGUCCAGCAGCAGAAACAGGAAAUGGGCUCCCAGCUACAGUACAACAUCAUGGAGCAAAACAAGCUGAACAAGGACCGCUACAGAGGAGGUGACAGCCCAAUGCCAGCCACCAUCCCCUACAACCAGAGCCACGACAGCCACACCGGGGGCUCCUACAACAGCUCUGACCGAGGCAGCAGUAGCACCUCUGGGAGUCAGGGUCAAAAGAAGGGAGUGCGCACCCCCAAACUACCCAAACAAAGCACAAUGAAUUGGGCUGACCUUCUGCCCCCUCCUCCUGCAAACCCACCCCCAAGUCGGAGCACAGAGGAGUACUCUCUAUCGAUGGAAGAAAGCUGUGAUCCAGACAUGCAGUGCCCCAUGCCCCCCUCUCACAUGUACCUGCAGCCUGAUGAGCUGGAGGAGGAGGAGGAGAUGGAGAGGGGGCCCACUCCUCCCAUCCGUGGGGCGGCUUCUUCCCCUGCUGCUGUAUCUUACAGUCACCAGUCCACAGCCACGCUCACCCCUUCACCCCAGGAGGAGAUGCAGCCGAUGCUCCAGGAUGCACCAGACAGCCACGAACGCAGACGCCAUGCUGUGAGCCCACCCCCUCCUCCACGGCCCCUCUCUCCUUCACACACAUAUGGGUACAUCAGCAGCCCGCUGGCCUUGGACACUGACGGUUUGGAGGAGGAGGAUAUAUUGGAGGAAGAGGAGGAGGACGGCGACGAGACAGACGCAGAGGUGGCCAAGAUGCACUACCACCACACCCACCCCCACACACACCCUCACCAUCCCCAGAUGCAUCCGCGAAGGUUGCUGCUACGAGGGCUCGAACAGACGCCUGCAUCCAGCAUGGGCGACCUAGAGAGCUCAGUGACCGGCUCUAUGAUCAAUGGAUGGGGGUCAGCUUCUGAAGAGGAUAAUGUCUCUUCAGGGAGGUCCAGCGCAGUCAGCUCAUCAGAUGGAUCCUUCUUCACAGACGCCGACUUUGCUCAAGCAGUUGCUGCAGCUGCAGAGUAUUCAGGCCUCAGGGUAGCCAAGUACCCCAAUUCACAGGGCCAAGACGUCGGAGGAGCUUCAGCACGAAAAUACCAAAUAAACCCGUCAGGCCACCGUCCUGGCAGCCCGGUGUCUACAGACAGUAAUAUGAGUAUGGCAGCUGUACACAGGAGGCCUCCUAAAAAGCAGAAACAGCAUCCUGCAGGUCAUCCUGGGAGUCAGCGACGUGAAGCCUUCAAUGAAGGUCAAACGUGCUUCCGAUAG